Effrenium voratum is the source of this 948-nucleotide messenger RNA. Lineage: Eukaryota; Dinophyceae; Suessiales; Symbiodiniaceae. The record is from the annotation of a GenBank genome assembly.
AUGUCGCGCCUCCUCCUGCUCUUGGCGAUUUCCCCAAGCGCCGCGGUGGACGAGUGCGACGCGGAGGGCUGCGCAUUUCAUGCGCUGCAGCGAAGGGCCACCAGCUUUGGCACCGUAGGCCCGGGGGUCGCUUUCGGCCACGAGGCGGACGUGGCCGCGGGCCCGGCCAUCAGCAGCUGGAAGGAAAGCGCGCCGGAGACCGGCGACGAACUGCUGGGAGCCGGACCAUCAGCUCAGUAUGCCCCGCCCAGCCGCUCCGCUGGCAAGAGUCGUCUGCGUGAGGGCGGCGAUCUGAAGUUUGAAGCCGAGGCUCGCGGUUUGCUCUGGGAGCAGUACGGUGGUGGCACCGGGCUCCACGUCUUUCCUUUCAUGAGGCCCAGCUGUGGCAUGAACGACAUGAAACAGUGCUUCAACGAGACUGGCAGCUCCGCGCCGGGGUCCUGCAAGCAGGCCUGCGGCUAUGUGAAGGGCAUCGACGACAAGGCGCAGGUCGUAGUGGCCCAGCAGAUGAAGAAGCGCGCUGAGAGGACUGGGGUGCAGUACAUCUUGAACGUGGGCGACAACUUUUACCCGCAGGGGAUGAACACGGGCUGCGGCAGCCCCAUGGCCCAGAUCAAGGAGGCCACCAAGGUGCAGUUCACCAAGGCCUUUGACUGGGUCUACUCGGGGCCUCUCAGCGGCAAGCCUUGGCUCUCGGUGCUGGGCAACCAUGACUAUGGUGGCCGGCAGUUUGACUAUGCCUGGGACCAGCAGAUCGCAUUCACCUGGGCCAAUGACAGAUGGGUCAUGCCCGCGCAGUAUUUUAGCCAACAUGUUCGAUACCCGGAUCUGGGUUUCGACGUGGACAUUUUUAUGCUAGAUUCAAAUGUCAUGGAUGCAAAGAGCCCUGACAACCCAUCAGGUUCAAACCUUUGCAACCGCCGCUACAAUGCGCAGGAUAAACGGUAG